This is a messenger RNA of Corythoichthys intestinalis (scribbled pipefish), 2736 nucleotides long. RefSeq names its product D-glutamate cyclase (gene dglucy). Bases 221 to 2212 code for a protein of 663 amino acids. The record is from RefSeq and is a predicted model, not a curated record. The transcript is spliced from 16 exons. NCBI's taxonomy places the organism in Eukaryota, Metazoa, Chordata, Actinopteri, Syngnathiformes, Syngnathidae. Gene Ontology annotation, molecular function: D-glutamate cyclase activity. Gene Ontology annotation, biological process: glutamate metabolic process.
UAUAUGCUAUCUAUGAUAUGCCCUCCUUCACUUCUCAUUGUUUCCUCAUUGAAUUGCUAUUUUAGUGUGUUCUGUUUCACCACUAAACACAAGAUUUGCAAUGAUAUUAACCUUUGAGAGGUGCCCAAAAAACAUGGGAUUUGAUAGGCAAUGCAAGUAAAUGACUGGGACGCGGGAACAACUUUUGUCUUCUGAAAGGCAAACAAUACCAGGGUGAAGUAUGCUUGCUGCUACCAGAGGCACAUGGCUUUCCCAAAGAUUCUUCAGUGUAUCUAAGAAAGUUUCAGAUCAAUUACAUUUGUUGGGACCUACUGAUUUAAGGCUGCUGAUUAGGAACAAUGAUUCCAGGAUAACAACCACAUCUGGACUAGCCAAUGGAUACCAGCAGGCAAACGUUGUCAUCAUUCCCAAACAUCUGGCCGAUGAUUUUGGAGUGUUUUGUCACAAUAAUCCCGCUCCUUUGCCACUCCUGUACUGCAGCCAACCGGGAGAGACCUCAUGUCCACCUCUUGCAAAAGAUGCUGACAUAAGGACAGACAUCUCGAAGUACCGAGUGUAUCAGGACGGUGAUCUGGUAAAAAGUAUCUCCAGUCUGAAGAAUUACAGCGAUGUGCUCAGAGCUAUAUCGCAGAAGCCAUCUGUGCCUCCUGUUGAAUGGUCAGAUAUGGUUUGUUUCUACCUGGGCUGCAGCUUUGGCUUUGAGGGCAGCCUGAAGAAAGCUGGAAUUGUUGUCAGGAAUGUGGAGCAAGGCAGAAAUGUCAGCAUGUACAAGACUGCGGUUCCCUGUGUUGGAGCUGGUAUUUUCAGGGGCCCUCUUGUGGUGUCGAUGCGUCCAGUUCCACCUUCCAUGUUAGAUACAGCAGUCCAAGUCACUCACCGUAACCCACAAGCGCAUGGCGCCCCUGUGCAUAUUGGAGAUGCAGCUUUCUUAGGCAUAAAGGACCUGUCCAAACCAGACUAUGGGGAUCAAGUUGACCUGCAGCCUGGGGACGUUCCAGUCUUCUGGGCCUGUGGAGUGACUGCUAUCGAAGCAAUCGUCAGCAGCAAGCCAUCUUUAGCAUUCAGUCACUCGCCAGGCUGCAUGUUUUUGACUGACGUGCAAGACCCCUCCCUCAUAUCAAAUACAACUGACUGGGAAAAAUCUGAAGCAACAAGUCCUGAGCUGGAGUUUAACCCCUUCUGCUUCCAGAUAUCUCAAAAUCCCUUGUUCUUCUCUAUGGCAUCACAGAUGGCUGUGGCAAAGAUCAGGCAGUUGGAUGCAAUCAUAGGAGAAGAUCCAGGUCAACGGGGAAUCAAGGCAUUGUUUGUUCAAGAUGAACUUCUACGCUCCUGUCUGGCCCUUUCUCACUCAUCCUCUGUUGCCAUAACAACAGGCCUCCCCACACAUUAUAUGCACAAUCCCCCUGAUGAAACUGAUGGCCCACCCGGAGCCAUUGCCAUGGCAACCAUGCUGCUUUCCCUUGGAAAACAAGUUACAAUGGUGACAGACAAGAGAGCCUUGCAGAUGAAUCAGGCCAUCAUUGAUGAAGCUGUGAAAACAGGUGUACUGAAAUCAACAAUUCCACUGGUCGUCUUCGAAGACAACGUUCCAAACGCCCCACUUAACUUUUUGUGUCACAACGGAGAUCCUUCUAAGCCAAAGUAUGACCACCUAGUGGCAAUAGAACGCUGUGGACGAGCUGAGGAUGGAAACUACUACAACAUGAGGGCAAUAAACCUCAAACAUCUGGUAGAUCCAAUUGACGACCUGUUUAUUGCUGCGAAGGAGAUUCCAGGAAUAACCACUACAGGAAUUGGUGAUGGUGGAAAUGAGUUGGGGAUGGGUAAAGUGAAGGAGAAAGUGAAGAGCCUGAUGCCAAAGGGGGAUCUGAUUGCAUGUGACGUGCCUGCCGACUACGCCAUCACUGCAGGGGUUUCCAAUUGGGGAGGGUACGCUGUGGCCUGUGGCCUCUACUUGCUCCACACUUGCCCCACCCACACACGUUACUUAAACAAAGGCCUGGGAGUGAAUCGCCAAACCCCAGAAGAACUGCAGGACUGGAGAGCUAAUCUGCCGUCAGUGAUCAAGGAGGAGUCCAUCUUGGCGACUCUGGUGCGUUUUGGCAUCCGAAGUGGGAAAACUGCUCAUUUGGCCAUGGAGGUGGAUGGUUUGACUUUUCAUCCCACCCAUUCUGAUAUCAUUACUAGACUCCUGAAGGUUACUCUCGCGUAAAACAAUUGUAAUGAAAACAUGAUGUUUUUGCCUACAAUAUAACAUAGGAUAUAGACACUAACAGGUAUUAUGAUAUUAUCUGAAAUCACUUCUCUCAUGCCGUGGGAUCCUGUUUAACUCCUUGGCUGCCAGUGACGCGAUAGACGUCCAAUCCAAUUUGACUGGGAGAGUGUCAGUGAUUGUUUGAUUACUGCCAACCCCCAAUCAAAUGGGAUUGGACGUCCAAUCCAAUUUGACUGGGAGAGUGUCAGUGAUUGUUUGAUUACUGCCAAUCCCCAAUCAAAUGGGAUUGGACGUCUAUCAACGUCAUUGGCAGUGAAAACUGAUCAUUCAAUGAUUAUAGUUAUAUUUUACUAUACAGUAGAUUUCAUGCCGAUUGCUAUUAAUGCACCAUUUGUUGCCUGUAUGGAUGAAUGAUUUUUUUGCUUAGGGUUGUAACAAUUUAAAUCUUUUAACUUCCUGAUAUAAACAGUAGGACUGUGAUCUCGAAUGUCAGACAAUUUGUUUAACCGCAAUAAAACACU